Molecule: messenger RNA, 2030 nt
Organism: Petromyzon marinus (sea lamprey)
Lineage: Eukaryota; Metazoa; Chordata; Hyperoartia; Petromyzontiformes; Petromyzontidae
Product: olfactory receptor 5H19-like
Biological process (GO): detection of chemical stimulus involved in sensory perception of smell; G protein-coupled receptor signaling pathway
Cellular component (GO): membrane
Molecular function (GO): olfactory receptor activity; odorant binding; G protein-coupled receptor activity
Source: RefSeq, a predicted model, not a curated record
AGCAUGGAUGAGGGUUUGGGAUUUGAGGAUGAGGAUCUCUCCAGCAGUGAGGGUAAGAAAAUGGCGAAUUCUGGAGAUAAUGCCGUAGAUUGACAGUUAAGAGAUGUAGAAAGAGAACAAGAGCUCGGAAUGAAAGACAACUCCAAGGUCUGGCAAAACUCCUCGGCAGCGCAAUGUCGGAGUUGAGGGGGUGCUGGCCCGAACUUUAAUAUUUGCUGAAAUUGAUAUUUUUGCUGAAGUGGAACGCCUCAUUUUUGGCAAUGUUUUAGCUGGAGGAUGUUCGAAGCGAUCCAAGAUGUUACCACGUCAAGGCAGCACGUGAGAGUGCGUGGGCCAAUGCAUCAUGUAUGAUGAAAAAAAACCAUUGCCUACUUAAAAGCGUACUUGCUGAACUGCGCCCAUAUUUCGACCAAGCUGAUUGACACAAGUUUAAACACUGUCCAAAAAAUGAAACGUUCGUGACAAAAAGUUCCCCGCAUAACAACUGCCGUUUUCACUUGUUAUUCCCAGCUCCCACAUGGAUACAAACUCCACGGAAAUCUAUCAGCCAGCACCCCCGGGGGUGUUUAUCGUGAUGGAUCACUUCGAAGGUCACGAGAAAAUGAAGCCCGUGGCCUUUGUGGCGCUCCUUGUGAUUUAUGCGGUGGCCGUGCUGGGGAACCUGCUGCUGUUCGUGUCCAUCGCGCACGAGUCGCAGCUGCACAAGCCCAUGUACAUCUUCAUCGCGAGCCUCUCGCUCAACAGCAUGUGCGCGAGCACCAUCACGCUGCCUCAGAUCAUGCACAACCUCCUGUCGUCUGGCUACAUCCCCAUCACCAACUGCAUCGCACAGAUGUUCUUCCUGCACGUGACCAGCAUGAGCGAAUGCUUUAUCCUCACCUUCAUGGCCGUGGAUCGAUUCUUUGCCAUCUGCCACCCGCUGCGGUACAGCAUGCUGAUCACCUCCAGAAAGGCGAUGCUCAUGUGCAUUUUCUCCGCAGUGAUAUCAGUCUUGUUGCUGGCUGGAGACCUGAUUCUAAUCAGCCGUCUCACGUUCUGCAGGCCAAGGAUAAUUGUGAUGCCAAACUGUGACUGCUUAUCGCUGAGUAAUAUUGGGUGCGAAGAUAUCACCAUCAACAUAAUUUACAGCUCCAUCAUCACGGGGAUCGGAAGCAUCACAUCUGUGUGCACCAUUUUAUACACGUACAGCCGCAUCCUGUACGACUGUCAAAAUUCCAGUCUGCGCAAAAGUCAGAAGAAGGCCAUUUACACGUGCAUCACUCACUUCUUCGUACUCUCCAUCUUUUACGUAUUCCUAUUGUUCAUGAUUUUCCACCAGCGUCUGAAACAUCAGGAGGUAAUUCCAGCCCUCAUGCGCUCUGCAUUCAGCUCCUUCUACUACAUAUUCCCCCCAGUCCUCAAUCCCAUUAUCUAUGGUCUGCGCAUGGUGGAAAUCCGACAAAGUUUGGCCAAAGUAUUUCACGGGAAUUCUGUCGCAGCUUUAAAACUGCAAUCGUGUUAAAUGAAAUAACACACAUAUCUACGUGCACAUAUUUCCUGGCGUGGGGUAAAGCAAUUCCAUAAAUUUUAAAGGCUUUCAACUUCAGUUGAGUGGGCGUCAAUGCGUAAGAAACUGACAUCUCUUUCAGUUUUGAUUACUUGACACGUAAAUUGCUUAUUCACACAACGAGAAGCUUUAAACUAGAUUGGUGGGAAGAAUAGUGCGGAUAGCAGGGAAGUGAGCAGGAGGUAAAUGGAGAGAGCAUGCAGAGCAGUGCUGCUGUGCUGCUCGUGUACGGGAGUGUGCACUUAGAAAAAAAGGUGUAGAGAGGCUGGAAUCUGAACGAACCCAGCAAACAUGCAACGUUGAGCCUACGUUAGAAUGUGAUUAGAACCUUUGGACUAACGUUGGCCCAACGUUUGAUGUUUAGUUGUGGAAGGUGAUAUGUACCCCACACUCAACUUAGUUGUGAUGUAGAGGGUGUUUUGCUCAGAGGUACAAGGUGAUCUAAGAUUCUCAACGUACAGUAUGGAUAAAGAGGUGUCUUCUU